AUGAAUUGCGAAUGGUGCCCUCCGAAAUGCGGCACAAAAUUCCCACCCUGUUUUCAAAAAUAUCCUGGCGUUGGUUCGAAAACAAAUCCAGGCAAUAUAUUGGGAUUACAUCUCUUGGCCAAUCGAAUCAAACCCAACUUUCUCGAUGGCAUUAAGCUGGACUAUCGCCACAGACUUAAUCCGAACAAAAUUAUGACAGCCAGUUGGAGAUUGAGUCACAAUGAGCCAUCCGGCUUUCGCUUUGGUGGAAUUUACACAGCACGAUUGCAAGGCGAUGUAAUGCAAACACCUACUAUUCAUGCCGAAAUCAAUCCAACUAAUGUCUCCACAGACAUUGGAAUUGUGUAUCAUCCGCAUCCUCAGUUGCGCAUUCAGGCCGAAAUGCAGAGAGCUAACAUGGGGGCACCGUUGGAGACGCAAACAUGCAUUGAACUCUCAACAGAUACUGCAACACUUACGGGGAUGCUCUACAAUGCCCGCAGAGAAAGCGGUCGAGGAACUCUCUCGUAUUUACGAGCCAUUAAUAGCAAACUGUCAUUGGGCGGGGAGCUUUUGAUCGAAUGGACCGAUCCGCAUUCUAUGAUAGCGGAUAUUGCUUUUGCAGCUCGUUACCGACGCAGUUCCUAUUGCAUAGCAGCAACCAUAUCGCGUCAAGGAGUGGACAUGAGUUACUGGCACAGAUUACAUCGUAAAAUUCAAAUGGCAACCUUGUGGGCGUGGCAGCGUAAGACAGAAAAGUCUUUAGCCACUAUCUGUUAUCAGUGGAACUUUGAGGACGCCUGUGUGCGAGGACAAAUCGAUUCGAAUCUUUCCGUUGGCUUCAUUUACACCAGUUUCAUGCCACAUGUGCCGCUGGGUAUCGAUUUGAGUUUGCUGAUCAAUUUACUAACAAAUCGCUUUGUGUUUGGUCUAAAUUUCAGUCUGGAUCCAAGUGGGCUUUGCAGAGGCGAAUGA
Musca vetustissima is the source of this 954-nucleotide messenger RNA. Its product is annotated as mitochondrial import receptor subunit TOM40 homolog. The coding region runs from base 1 to 954 and encodes 317 amino acids. NCBI's taxonomy places the organism in Eukaryota, Metazoa, Arthropoda, Insecta, Diptera, Muscidae. The record is from RefSeq and is a predicted model, not a curated record. Gene Ontology annotation, molecular function: transmembrane protein transporter activity. Gene Ontology annotation, biological process: protein import into mitochondrial matrix. The transcript has 3 exons. Gene Ontology annotation, cellular component: mitochondrial outer membrane translocase complex; mitochondrial outer membrane.